Molecule: messenger RNA, 820 nt
Organism: Medicago truncatula (barrel medic)
Lineage: Eukaryota; Viridiplantae; Streptophyta; Magnoliopsida; Fabales; Fabaceae
Product: TITAN-like protein
Exons: 2
Coding region: 149-580 (143 amino acids)
Source: RefSeq, a predicted model, not a curated record
AUUAUUCUGAUUGUUGCUCCCCUCUUGCUCUGUAGCUUUCUAAUGUCUAAUUUAAACACUGAUAAAGGCAUUGCAUUUCUUAUGAAUAUAGCAGGUUCUUGAUAAUGGUAAAGUGGUCAGCGGAGAGAGUGGUCCGCAAGGUAUACAAAUGCUCACUCGGAUUUCUUUUGUGCCUGCUGAAAAUGGUGGUGGAAAUGUUCAUUCUGGAGCACCUCCGCCUUGGUUUGAAACAACUGAGGGAGUUCAGAUGCAUCCGAAGCCUGUUUUAGGAGACCUUGUCUCCCAUUCAAACAAGUCAGGGAAGCACAAAAAGUUGAAUCCUAAACGUGUUGGAGCUGCUUGGGCAGAAAAGAGAAAGAUUGAAAUGGAGAUGGAAAAGAGGGGAGAGACUGUGAGGAACGAAUGUGAUGCCAGCUGGCUUCCUAAUUUUGGUAGAGUCUGGCAAUCUGGCAGCAGAAGAGAAUCCAGAAAAGAAUUUGAAAAGGAGAAACAAGAGUUGUCAAAUGUUGAAGCUCAACCUGAGAUGCCAAUCAAGAUACAACCUUAUGUUAGCAAAAGAAUGGUGCGUUUUACAUUCUAAAUAUUAUGGGUUUGAUUUGUUUCAAAACUGUCUGUCAAAACCAGUCUGCUUUGUGCCUGACCGAGCCCAAGCUUGGCAUGUUUGGUAUAUGGGUUGCAAAAUGGGCAGAGUCAGGGGCGGUUGGUUUCAUAUCAAUGGGGUAGCAUUUGCUACCCCAAAAGAAAAAAAAAAUCUUGAAUAAUGUAGUAUAGUUUUGUAUGUAGCUACCCCAUUGAUAUAUUAUUUGGCUACUCCAAACAA